UUUCUAAACCCUCGUCGUGGGUGGCUCGUGUUACAACAGAUCAAGGGAAGAAGCGAAAGCUCUGGCGAGCAAGCAAGAAAGCAACCAUGUCGUGGAUGAAAGGAGAUUUACUUUCCAAAACCAGGAGGCUUGUUGGUGGACUCGCUACAAGAGAGCCCGUUUGGCUUAAAGCCAUGGAAGCAUCACCUCCUCCUGUCUUUCCUCGCUCUAAUGGGAACCUCAAGAAGAUUGUUCUCCCUGAAGAUCCCUACGUUCGUAGGUUCGCCCGUAAGCAUCCUGAAGCUAAACUCGUCGAGCCCAACAAGGUUUCGGCGUUUAUUCCUGAUCCAGCACGGGUAUAUGGCUGCCGAGUCCUUGAACUGACGAAGAAUGGCAUCAGCGAGGAUGACGCCAUGUCUGUAGCUAAUAUGGAGUAUCUUGCAGAGAGAAAGGAAAAGAAGAAAGCAUACAAACGCCUAAAGGAGCUUGCUGUACUGCAGGACAAGGCUCCUCCUCCUAAACCGUACCUUAGUACCAAAAAGGAGAUGCAAACUCAAGAGAAGAAACCACCUACAGAUCCUCCUAGCGUCCGCAGGCUUGUUAACCAGUUGAAACAGCAGAAAGAUGUGUUACUGCAGGAUAAACCUGGAGGUAGUGCUAAUCAGGAUCAUUGGAUCGACGAAUAGUUUCUCCAUCAUCCUUUUUUUCUUUUAUGCAAGUUCAGGUCUUUUCAUACAUGAUGUCAAGUGUUGUUAUUCCCAUUUGAUUGUUUUCAGAACAUUUUCAACAAACAAGUGUUACAGGAAAGCACAAUGGUUAUGUCUCUCUCUC
Messenger RNA from Brassica oleracea var. oleracea, 810 nucleotides. RefSeq lists its product as uncharacterized. NCBI's taxonomy places the organism in Eukaryota, Viridiplantae, Streptophyta, Magnoliopsida, Brassicales, Brassicaceae. The coding region runs from base 87 to 665 and encodes 192 amino acids. The record is from RefSeq and is a predicted model, not a curated record. The transcript has 4 exons.